ACCUUCUCAACCCUGUGAAAACAACCUGUUGUUUCAAACCAUAAUUGUUUGUUUACAAACUGUCAAAAAAAAGUGCAAAAUGUCAUGCUAAAAAAUGCUUUCGACGAGUUUUGUUAAUAUGUAUCAACGUAGAGAGGAAUUAAAUAUAUACAAAUGGCAUCCUGAAUUGGUUUUAAUAUCAAGAUGUCCUUAUACUUUCGAGGGGUUUUUAAAUUUACCAAAAAUCUGUAAUAUUCAUGGAAAAACAGUUAUAAAGAUGAAAUUAGUUGUUCCUUUCUAUCCAAAUUUAGACGAUAUAAAUGUUUAUUUCACUGAAAAUUUUCGACGUUCUUUUAAAAAUGACUUUCAAGAAUUAUUGGAAAAUUCAUUGCAGAAUGAAUCGUCUCUGCAUUCGUUUUUAAAUCAAUUAAAGGAAUAUUUUUUACAGCAAGUGAAAAAGGAUUGUGCUCAUUACAAAUGUAUCACUAACGAAUCAACUGAUCAUAUUUCUUUGAAAAAUAGACUUAAUGAACUAAGGGAAUUGCUUCACAAUACUUCAGAAAUAAAAGUGUCAUCUGAUUCCGAUAUGAAGAAUAUUAAAUUGACGGGAAAUGGUAUUUCGAUAAUUGUUCAAAAUAAAGAAGGAAAUAUGUGGAAAAUUGUGAAUUCAGAAAUUCCGAAUAUUUUAGACAAUAAAUCAAUUGAAAAUACUCCAUUGUCAUUGAACAGAAUUUGUAAUAUUUUUAUGAUAAAACUUGAAAGUCUAAAGAGAGUUUGGAAUGAAUUGGAGGAAAUCGAUUCAGAAUGUUGGGUGAUCGAUCCAGUUAAACCAAAGCCACAUCAACUUUAUCGAAGAAUUUAUCUCUCAGAUUCAUUGUCCCUUAUGAUGACACUGGAUCUUUCUUACCUGUCAAGUGUACCAAAUGUAAAACUUGUUGGCUGUGAAUCAGAGGUUUUAAAAUAUCGCGAAAAUCUCUCAGAUCGUAUACAGCUCUGGGAUUGUGAGUAUUCACUGUUGCAUAAUUUGUACUUGUUACUCAAUAUUAACGAAUUUCCACAAGCUCCAGAGAAAGCGAGUGAAGAUGAAAAUGUUGGAAUAAUAAGUGACGAGGAGUGUUGCAUUUGCUUUGAAAAAGAAUGCGAAAAUCAAUUGCCGAAUAUAAUUUGCAAUAAUACACGAUGUAGAAAAAAUUUCCAUUCCAUUUGUUUACGACAGUGGUUGGAAUCUGCGAAUGGAAAAAUAACAGCAUUCGAUCAAAUUCAUGGAGAAUGUCCACAUUGUCAUGAAAAAAUUGUUUGCUCAAGAAACUAGAUAAUUUCACAGUCAUUGAUUCUCAUAUUUCAAUUUUGUAAAUAUUAAACACUUCCAUAAUUAUACGAGAGACUUUAAUACUGUUUCUGAAUUAAAAAUGCAGAAUACAAAUUUUAAGAUUAAAUAGGUUUUAUAUUUUAAAUUUUGUAAACUAAAGUUAAAAAUAAAUAUUUAAAUAUGUUAAAGAUUUAA
Molecule: messenger RNA, 1483 nt
Organism: Leptopilina heterotoma
Lineage: Eukaryota; Metazoa; Arthropoda; Insecta; Hymenoptera; Figitidae
Gene: Fancl
Product: E3 ubiquitin-protein ligase FANCL
Exons: 6
Coding region: 95-1291 (398 amino acids)
Biological process (GO): protein monoubiquitination; interstrand cross-link repair
Cellular component (GO): nucleus; Fanconi anaemia nuclear complex
Molecular function (GO): ubiquitin protein ligase activity
Source: RefSeq, a predicted model, not a curated record